AUGGACAAAAAUUAAAUAUUUAACAGUAUGGAUAAGUAGUUAUAAUUGAACAAAAAUUUCAUUAUUUUUGCUGAUAUAGAUGUCUUACCUGAUUGUUUUGCUGAAGAAUAAUUUUAAUUAUUAUAACUAAUGAAUUCUAGUUUCAAAAUCGUUUAUUCAAUCUAAGCAAAUAAGCCUAUUAAAUCAUAAAAGCAAGGAAUUUAUACUGAAUCAAAAACUUUCCUAAUCUAUACCUAAUAUUCUCAAAAUAUAUCCAUCAUAGCAUUAUUCUCAUCUCAAUUUAAAAAUUAACAUUUUAUGCUGAUAAUUUUCAAUUUUAUUAUAACUAUUAAGUUUAUUCUAAAUGUGAUUUAAUUGUGGUUAAUUACUCUGAUAACUAUAUUAUAGGAAAGAUUAGUGCACAAGAAUACUUAGGAUGUUUAAGUAACUUUUUUUAUCCUUUAAUAAAAUUAUUUCAAUAUUGAUAUUAAACAAUCAAAAUUGAUUUGA
Paramecium pentaurelia is the source of this 489-nucleotide messenger RNA. The record is from the annotation of a GenBank genome assembly. Lineage: Eukaryota; Ciliophora; Oligohymenophorea; Peniculida; Parameciidae.